AUGAAGCUGGCCGUCACCCUCGCCCUGGCCACCCUGGCUCUCUGCGGCCCUGGCCCGGCAUUCGCCUCGCAGGCAGACCCUGCCAGGGAGCUGCCAUCUUGGGAUAGUGUUGCUGAUUCGGCAGAGAGCUGCUUGGACUUCAUCAUGAAAACCUUCUUCGUGAGCUUGUUUUCCAGUCACGAGGUCUCGAUGGAACUUUUCAGCCCUGAUGCGGACAUGAGAGAUAUGGCGAGCAAGAUAAAGGGGCUGGUGGACACCCUUCCCCAGCAGGACCAGGACAGCAUCAGGAGGGGCAUGGACAAAAUAUUAAAAAAGCCCACGGUGUGCUUAGGAUUUAGAAGCUGA
Messenger RNA from Pipistrellus nathusii (Nathusius's pipistrelle), 345 nucleotides. NCBI's taxonomy places the organism in Eukaryota, Metazoa, Chordata, Mammalia, Chiroptera, Vespertilionidae. The record is from the annotation of a GenBank genome assembly.